Messenger RNA from Lactuca saligna, 936 nucleotides. The record is from the annotation of a GenBank genome assembly. NCBI's taxonomy places the organism in Eukaryota, Viridiplantae, Streptophyta, Magnoliopsida, Asterales, Asteraceae.
AUGGGUCUUCAUCUAUGGAUGAUAACGAAGUUGGUGGUCGCUUUGUCUAAAGUAAUUUUCUUGUUUAGAGUUAGUGAUGCAGCAAAGAAUGCUACCUUUGAUGAGAAUUAUAAGAUAACUUGGGGAAAUCAGCAUGUUCAACUUCUUAAUCAAGGACAAGAGGUUCAGUUGUCAUUGGAUAAUACCUCAGGUUCUGGAUUCGGGUCAAAAGAUUAUUAUGGAUCUGGAUACUUUCAGAUGAGGAUUAAAUUACCUGGUUGGGAUUCUGCCGGUGUUGUUACUGCUUUUUAUUUAAAUACAAAUCUUGGUGCGCACAAUGAAUUGGACUUUGAGUUCUUAGGAAACAAACCAGGCAAACCUAUUACCCUACAGACUAACGUAUUUGCAAAUGGAGUUGGAGGUAGAGAGCAAAGAAUUCGUCUUUGGUUCGAUCCCUCGACAGACUUCCAUUACUACAAACUAUUGUGGAACCAACAUCAGAUUGUGUUUUUUGUGGAUGACAUACCAAUAAGGGUAUUCAAAAAUAACAUGAUGAAUGGUGUGGGAUUUCCUAACAAAGCAAUGCAAUUGGUUGUAAGCUUAUGGGAUGGGUCUAGUUGGGCCACCGAUGGAGGUAAAACGAAGGCUAAUUGGGCUCAUGCGCCAUUUCUAGCUCAUUUUCAAGAUUUUAGAAUUGAUGGUUGUGUCUCAUCACCCACUAGUCCUAAUAAGGACUGCUAUUCCUCAAGGUAUCCAUGGAAUAACCAAAAGUUUUGGCAAUUAAACAAUCGUCAAUUAAGAGCUUAUGAGAAUGUGAAAAGAAGGUCAAUGAAAGAUUUUGUACUUGAUGAAGACAUAGAUGCCCCAGAUGCAGUGCUUAAACCUUUCCAUUUCUGUUUAUUUUUAACGAUAUUCCAAAUAUGUUUGUUCCUAAAAUCGGCACCAUAUUUAGCAUGA